Molecule: messenger RNA, 2664 nt
Organism: Aspergillus tanneri
Lineage: Eukaryota; Fungi; Ascomycota; Eurotiomycetes; Eurotiales; Aspergillaceae
Gene: RAD52
Product: DNA repair protein rad52
Exons: 8
Coding region: 1-2664 (887 amino acids)
Biological process (GO): double-strand break repair via single-strand annealing; double-strand break repair via homologous recombination; DNA recombinase assembly
Cellular component (GO): nucleus
Molecular function (GO): protein binding
Source: RefSeq, a predicted model, not a curated record
AUGUCCUCCGAUUUGGACCAGCUCAUUGAAAUGGGCUUUGACAAUGAAAGGGCGGAGCUAGCGGUCGCAAGAGGUGGUGGUCUCCAGGGUGCAUUGGAAUGGCUAGAGCAAAACCAGGACAAAUCCAUUGAGGAUAUUAAGGAGGCUGUAGCGGAGGAGGGCCCUGCGCUUCAACCGGGUGAGGAGGCGAGGAGCUUGGUCUGUAAUGAAUGCGGCAAGCAGUUUCGAAAUCAUGCACAGGCCGAAUUCCACGCCUCUAAAACUCAGCAUGUGGACUUUGCGGAAUCAACCGAGGAGCUUGCACCCUUGACUGAGGAGGAGAAGGCGGCCAAACUACAAGCGCUGAGAGAGAAAUUGGCAGCCAAGCGGGCUGGACAGUCUGAACAAGAUAAGGCCGACCAGAAGAGAAAUGAAGAAAUCCGGCGGAAGAGCACCAAAGAAUCACAAGCCGCCAAGGAGGAACUCCAAAGGAAGCAAAUGAUGAAAGAAGCCGCGCAGAAGAAGAAGGAGAAGCAAGAUGAAAUUGAAGCCAAACGGCGAGUCAAGGCCAAGAUCGAAGCAGACAAGGAAGAGCGGCGACUAAAGGCUGAGCGAGAGCGAGCUGAACGGGCUGGCGCAGUACCUGUUCAACCGGCACCUGCUCCAUUGGCUACCACUUCCGGGCCAGUUGCAUCCAAACCGGCCUCGGCAUACACAGAAACCCGCCUGAGAUUCCAGACCUCCAAAGGAAACGUCAUGAAGACUCUCCCGGUCACCACCACCCUGUUUGAGGUUGUUGUAGCCUUGGAGAAGGAAGAUGGGGUUUUAGUGCAGAGCUUCUUGCAGACGUUCCCAAGGAAAGUGUUUGACAAGGAGUUCUUUGGGGAGUCCCUCAAAGACCUGGGUCUUAUUCCCAGCGCAAGUCUGGUAGUGCACGUUGGUGAUCAGCAUCGUGGUGGUCCGACUUCCGUAAUGAUGCCAAACUCGACUGGAUCAAUUGCGGGAAAUCCAUUUGAAGAUUCUCAGCGCCGCAUUAAUGAGUACACAGCGCAGGAAAUUGCCACACUCCAAGCGCGUCUUGAUAAGAAAUUAGGGCCUGAAUACAUCUCGUCAAGACCCGGUGCCGCGGGACAGAGAGUGCAUUACCUCUCUGCCGACAAAUGUAUCAAUCUAGCAAAUGAGGUGUUUGGCUUUAAUGGCUGGUCGAGCUCGAUCCAGAAUAUUCAGAUCGAUUUUGUGGAGGAAAGUCAAAAUACUGGAAAAAUAAGUUUGGGUUUGUCCGUGAUAGUAAGGGUAACCUUGAAGGAUGGAGCCUAUCACGAGGAUAUCGGUUAUGGCCACAUCGAAAAUUGCAAAGGGAAAGCUGCAGCUUUCGAAAAAGCUAAGAAGGAGGGUACGACGGACGCUCUCAAACGCGCGCUGAGAAAUUUCGGUAACGUUCUCGGAAAUUGUAUCUACGAUAAAGACUAUGUUUCAAAAGUUACUAAAGUCAAACCUGCGCCGACUAAAUGGAACGUCGGUGACCUCCAUCGUCACCCCGACUACGCCCCGGUCAAGAAGGAACCAGUUCAACCGCGACCAACUCCAGAGGAUGACGAUCUUCCUCCUCCAGCAGGCGCUCAUAGAAAUAGCAGUUCCAACGAUUCUGCUGCGGCGUUUGAUGCGGACGGAGAAUUUGGGAGUGAUUUAUUUGAUGAAGCCGAUUUUGGAGUUACCGGAUCUGGAAAUCCAGACGAGAUAGUCUUGGAACCAGAAACACACAAGCAACAACCGCCAACGCGUCUAAACAUACCCAACACGUAUCAGGGACACCAAGGGAAUUAUCCUCGACCGCCUCCAAAGGCUAAUCCAGCGGUUGUGACGCCUUCGAACCCAGAGCGAUCCUUCAAUCCGACUCCUGGUGCCAGGCAUAUCCCCCCUCCUGUCCCCAAUAGCCGGCAUAAUCCACCAGCAUCUCUGGAUUUGCAGCAAAACCCCCCGAAUGCGAGAAUGAUGCCGCCAGGGCACAAACCUAACCAAGCAUCCGCGCUACCUGUCUCAGACGGUCAGAUACCUGUCAAACGAGAAUUAGGGCCAAUUAACAAUGAAAUCAAAGCCCAUGAAAUAAUUCCACCUGCGAGUUCACCGUCCAUUCCAUCGGCCUCUUUCUACUCCGCUCGAGGGGUAGACAUGCUACGGGAAAACCCUCACGGUUCUUCUAUAGCACCUGCAUUCGACCCUCAUGCCGAGAGCCCGUCCAUCCGCAAGACUGCAGGCGUUGACCACAGCAAAACUGUCCCGAUCUCCAGACCUAUGAUUGCCUCACCUGCCACAAAUAGCACACGGGACUUCGUCAAUCCUUCCACAGAUAUUCAUCGAAAAAUUGGUGCACCCGGAGCUGCUGGUGUUGGUAGUCCCAUGAACAGAGGCCAGACGACUUCAUCCUACCGCCCAUUGACUCGACCCAACUUAGAUCCUCGAACUGCUGCCAACGCUGCAGCUGCAGAUCGGGCAAGCGUCGGACCCCAGAUUGCACCACAAAACGUGAAUGGGAAACGACCCCCUCUGAAUGACGUGACGAAUGCAUCCACUCCCGGUGGUAGCGGGCCUAUUCCUGCGAGUGGAAUUAAUGAUCCUAAGAGGGUAAAGUUUGCUUGCGGUCCUACGGCACAGCAGCCACAACAGCCACAGCCGCAGCAGCAAUAG